ACACUUUAUGACGCGAGCCGGCACGAGUUGGAGGCCUUGGAACAUCCAAUCCCAAUCCCCAAUCCCCAUUCCACAAUCCACAAUCCACAAUCACCAUUACUCAAUCAUCUUGCCAUCAGCAUUUGAGCGCAAGAUCUCGGACAUACCUAGCGAUACGUCACAACUUUCCACCCAUUAGCUACUACUCGAUAUAGCCUCAGCUCCUUCGACCUUUACCAGAAGUUGUAUUGAAGGAAAUGGCCAACGCGCAACUCAUGCAGGAAGAGCUACAACAGAGUGUGGUACUAUCCGAAGAAGAUGCUGAGUUCGAGGAGGACUUGCCGAACAACAACGCAAUGAUGGUAGAUAACACAGCCCCCAUACCUUCGGGGGACUCACCCGUGGAGGACGCGGAAUUCGAGCAGCCACUUGAUGAAAUAGACAACUAUGAAGACGAAGAAGAUAGCGAGGUCGAUGCAAUACCCGAAGACGAUGUUGUCCCACCGUACAAUGAAGAAGGCGACUUCGAAGAUGCACCAGCUGACGAUGAUGGCGCUGAUGAGGGCGAGGAAGAAUCCAGCAGCAAUAGCGAUAUCCAUGAUGACGAUGACGCCUUUGAUGUUGAUGCAGAUGGGGAAGACGACGAGGACGUCGCUCAAUCUCGAAUCUAUCCGAACGCAGCUUCUGGCGAUGAAGAAGAAGUUGAGCAGGAAGCUGCCGAGGAGGAUGACGAGAACGAAGGAGUAGGCGCAGUCAAGAUUAAGCCUGGCGAUACUGACGACGAAGAGAGCGAUAGCGAGGACGAUAUUAGUCUAGCAUCAGGCUCCAGUGAUGGUGACUCCGCUGCAGAGUGGGAAGAGGUUGUCGAGCAUGACGAAGAUGAAGACGAAGAAUCCGAUGCCGUUGAUCCUAACAAUUGCAUAUUUUGUAAAAAGGAUGAAGAGAACGACCCAGCGGAUGAAUUCGAGGCUUACCUCGCAUGCAAAGGCUGCGGUGAACACGCUCACCAGCAAUGUGCACGAUACCAAGGCGCUCUUGACCUCAAAAACAACGCGUCAAAUUGGAAAUGCCCAGAUUGCGCUAGUGAUGAUGUGGGUUCUGACUCUGAAGCAGAGUUCGCUCGCGAGAAUGCAGACAUUGAUCUCGAGAUGGAGCUAGGCGGUGAUGUGGAUGAUAGCGACUUAUCGCCAACAUCUACUAACGGAUCUUCGGCCCCUCAACUUGCAAGGGAUCUAAUCCCAAACGAGGAUUCUAUGGAUGGAUCACGAGUGUUGAGGAAGAGAAAAACAUCCUCAGCUGAAGGAGAUGACGAAGUCAUGUCAUUGCGUAAGCGAAGAAAGAAUACAUCGGAUGGAUCUAUCCAAGAUGAAGCCAACCAGGAACAGGCAAGCGCAGUGGAAACUUCAACCAGGCCACGGCCUGGGCGCUCCUUGCGACAUAAGACAUCAAACCCAGAUGCCUUAUGCUCCAUCGUCAAGCAGUCACGCUCCACUCUGAUGGUGGUCAUGCGUGUCAAUCCUGCAGCACUGCAGACCCUUUCUCUGAAUAAGAAAACCCGUAGGAGGCGAUCAGCCUGGGGAAGUCGAGGUCGAGGUCGGGGUCGGGGUCGAGGAGGUCGAGGAAGUCGAGGAGGUCGAGGAGGUCGAGGAGGUCGGGCAAGGGCUGCCGCUUCUAGAUCUUCUCGAUCAUCUAGGAACGCCGAAUCGAUACACACUACAGCCUUGGAAGAGCAAUCUUCUCUUCCUAUGGCUCCAUUUUAUCCUCCCAGCUUUUCUCAGCCUUUUUACUCGUUAUAUGAUAAGGAGACAGACGAGCUUAAGGGCAAACCGUACGGUGGGAUUUUGACAGAAGAGCAAGCUGAUACGACCAAAACGUUACCCACUAAAGAUGAUCGUCGCCGGUUUGAUGAAGCAAAACAGAAAGCCGAAGAAGAAUGGAGAAACCGGCUGCUCGCCAUGCAAGCUGAAGCCGAAGUGCCAGUGAAGAAAUCGAGGAAGGCUUCCGGUCCUGCCAGCCAGAUCGAGUGCAUUGAAUUUGGGGGCUGGGAAAUCGACACGUGGUAUGCAGCUCCGUACCCUGAAGAGUACAGUCGUAACAGAGUACUUUACAUAUGCGAAUUCUGCUUGAAAUACAUGAAUUCAGAUUAUGUCGCGUGGAGGCAUAAGCUUAAAUGCUACGCAAAACACCCCCCUGGAGAUGAGAUAUACCGACACGGCUCAAUUUCCUUCUUCGAAGUUGAUGGUCGGAAAAACCCAGUUUACUGCCAGAAUCUUUGUCUCUUGGCCAAACUGUUCCUUGGCUCCAAAACAUUAUACUACGACGUCGAACCUUUCUUAUUCUACGUUCUCUGCGAGUAUGAUGAUCUAGGUUAUCACUUUGUCGGUUACUUUUCCAAGGAAAAGCGUGCGAGCAGCCAAAACAACGUGAGUUGUAUCCUCACGCUUCCCAUUCACCAACGAAAAGGAUACGGCCAUCUACUCAUCGAUUUCUCCUAUCUCUUGACGAAGGUGGAAGAGAAGACCGGCUCACCGGAGAAGCCUUUAUCUGAUAUGGGUCUUGUAUCAUAUCGUAAUUACUGGCGACUUAUUAUCUGCAAAUACCUUAUAGACCAUAUGUCUGAAGACAAAUCGCAGACGAAGGGUCUCAGCAUUAGGUGCAUAUCUGACGACACGGGAAUGACCCCUGAUGAUGUCAUUUCAGCUCUUGAGGCCCUUCGAUUCCUCGUUCGAGAUCCUACCACGCAUGUUUAUGCGUUCCGGGUCGAUCUACCAUACUGCCGCAAGGAAGUUGUAAGGUGGGAGGCAAAGAACUAUGUCAAAUUGAAUCCCAAAAACCUCACAUGGACACCAUACGUCAUGGGUCGUAGCAAUGCGACCAAUUUCGAAUUAGGGCCAGCUCUUAAUACAAUCGCUCCCCGCGAAGAGGAUGAAGAGGUUAAAGCCAUGCAAAAUCUUGCACAGAGUAGUAUUACCACUGGGGACUUCGCUAUCUCCCAAUCUACCAGUCAAAAGCUGCUUUCAGGGGCCGAGUCAUCCGUCCUCGAAUCGACGGAGCCGAACGACAAUGGUACUAUGGAGAGCAAGGGGGACAGGAAGACUAAUGACACCGAUAAAGAAAACAGAAGUAAUUCUGGAGGCCACCAGGAAGACCAGAACACAUCGGGUAGCGCCGUUUCUAGCACCCAGGAUGACGAGAACGGUUGGCGAAAAGUGUACGAUACGAUCCCGGUUAAUAGAUUCCAAGUUUUCCCUCCGAUUAAUACCAGACGCACGGGUAUGUCUCGCUUCAACUCAGCUAUCACCAGGGCAGCUCCGUUACCGCGAACCGCACCCGCCAGCUCGCGAAAAGUCGUGCGACCCAGAAAGAUCAAGCGUUCAGCAGGCAGUACAUCUGCUCGCAAGGCAAGUCAGAAGACAAGCACCAGUAAACGCAAGCCCGGUGGUACUGGCAGAGGUCCUGGCCGCUGGCCAAAGGGCACCAAGAAAAGCGACUAUGGUAACGCGGAUAGUGGCCCGGGCUUGCCACCGGCCUGGCUCGAACGGGAGAAGCAAAAACAAGCGGAGCUCACACCGUCUAAAACGGGCGAGGAAAGCAACACCCAAGAUACAGUCCAAGUGCAAGUCGCGGAGGCUAGCAAUAGCCAAAAGGGAAAGCAAACAGUUUCGCUCUCUACCAAGGUUGAUGUUUCUACUACUGAAACCGAAGCCGCGCCAGUUGACAGUGCUGAUGGUGAUAUUGUCAUGGGCGAGGCUAAUUACACCCAGGAUGGUGAGGGCACAGGAGUAGAAGAGACAUGAAGGAAGCUUCAUACCUAGUGUCGCUUUCAAUGCUUGGUCAAGCAUGUUUUAUAAUAGGAAAUCAGG
Hypoxylon fragiforme is the source of this 3842-nucleotide messenger RNA. RefSeq lists its product as uncharacterized. Gene Ontology annotation, biological process: regulation of DNA-templated transcription. The transcript has 3 exons. The record is from RefSeq and is a predicted model, not a curated record. Bases 237 to 3776 code for a protein of 1179 amino acids. Lineage: Eukaryota; Fungi; Ascomycota; Sordariomycetes; Xylariales; Hypoxylaceae. Gene Ontology annotation, molecular function: histone acetyltransferase activity.